AUGGCUAAACCAAAAGAUACGUCUGUGUGCCAAUUAUGUAUACAGAAUCCUCUAGACGAAUCAGAUGCUAUCUCUUGGAUCAGAUGUGAUAUUUGCAGACAAUGGCUUCAUACCAUUUGUGCCAAUAUUCCCACCUCCCAACUAGGAAAGAUAGCAUCGUACCACUGUGCUGAAUGUGAGGCUGACCAUGGACCUUCGCAUUUGAAACGCCAACUGAAGCGUGCUAGGGUCAAGAUUGACUACGUUGCACUUGAUCAGGGUGAAGUGUUUGCUGUGGACAAGUCUGAACAUCCUCAUGUGUCAACUUUUCUAGCUUUCGAGCCUGAGGCUGAUAGAAGCAAGAAACUGUCUUAUAUAGACAUUGUGAGUGCAGAGGAGCUCACCAAACAUUAUGUGUUGAGCACAGAAUUGCCCAAACCAGUGUUAGUUCCCAAUGUUGACAAUGGAGAGAGUGGAAUGGAGCUACCGUGUGCUCGAGAGAAUAUAACGGUGGCCUACAUCACUGAGAAGACCGGAAACAACGAGCCAGUGGAAGUCAUGGAUGUGUUGUCACAGCAGAGUGAAUCGCCUGGUUGGAAUUUGGGUCAAUGGAGAAAAUACUUCUAUACCGAUGCUCUGGAUCGAGACAGAAUACGAAAUGUAAUUUCCCUUGAGGUAUCUGAGGUGGAGGAUCUAGGCAAGUCGUUCUUGCGACCGGAAAUGGUUCGCCAAAUGGAUCUCGUAGAUAAGGUGUGGUGUGAUAGUGAUGGAAAUAAUCAAAAACGUCCAAAAGUGACAGUCUAUUGUCUAAUGUCCGUGGCAGGAUCAUACACGGACUUCCACAUUGACUUUUCCGGAACGCCAGUAUACUACACGGUCUGUCUGGGAACAAAGACUUUUCUCAUGUACCCACCAACCGAAGAUAAUCUUCUACUAUUUAAGUUAUGGUGUCAGGAGCCACAGCAGAAUUUCAUGUGGUUCGGAGACUAUUCGAAGCGAAUCCGUGGAAAGAAGAUGAAGCCUUCCAAUGGGUUCAGGGUCAAUCUACAUAAAGGAGAUCUUUUUAUUAUUCCUAGUGGCUGGAUCCACUCUGUGCAUACGCCAAAGGAUGCUGUAAUUAUUGGGGGAAAUUACCUUACUCUCAGAGAUGUGCCUAUGCAUUUGAAGAUUUACAACAUCGAGAAGGAGACCAGAGUACCUGCCAAAUACCGUUUUCCAAUGUUCAAUAAAGUUCUUUGGCUCACUAGUUGGUAUUAUUUCAAUCACAAGGACGAAUUUUUGGCCGAUACUGGACUCAAUCUGGGCAAACAAGAAACUACCCAAUAUCUGGACAAUCAAGAAAGCAAUCAAUAUCUGGUCAUCCCAGGUGUAAAGCAGGAAUACGCUAUCAAAACUGAGCACGAAACCAUUUAUCCCGCUCAAGAAAUUAAUGACGAUACUAAGAAGCUAGAGUCAACUUCUGAUAACGACAAGAGACGAAUGAUUUUGGAGUCCAUGAUCGCGCACUUAAAAGAACACUACGAAACCAGCAAAACGAAGCCAGUUGCAAGGAAAAGUAUUCCUUUUGCCUUGAUCGGCAAAAACAUACCUGAAUAUUUGGAAAAGUUGGAGAAUUGGGCAAAAGAAUACCAAACUAUAUAG
Sungouiella intermedia is the source of this 1620-nucleotide messenger RNA. NCBI's taxonomy places the organism in Eukaryota, Fungi, Ascomycota, Pichiomycetes, Serinales, Metschnikowiaceae. The record is from the annotation of a GenBank genome assembly.